GAGAAACAAAGACUGGAAACAAUGAAUGAGCUCCACACAAUCGGACAGAAUGCAAAAAGGGCUUACAUAGAAAACCAAAGAGCCAGAUUCUCAUCAGAUAAUUCCCAGCACUCAACUUGCUCAACACCGAAGGCCUCUUCAGCUGGCAGAGAGGAUGGAAGCAACGUACUAAUGGACAGCUCAAUACCGAAGGCCUCUACCUUCGGUGGAGAGGAUGGGAGCAGCAUGCAAAUGGACAGGUCCCUUAAACGGAAAUCAGAGGAAGCGGCAAGUGAUUCAUCUCGAGCACCCUCAAGCAAGGGGAGGCAAAGAGCAGUCGGACUGGCCAACGCACUGUCAACAAAUAGUGACACGGGGGAUAGCAGGCACAGCAGAACAAGUAUGGAUGAGGACUCUGCCCAAGGAUCAGGGAAGGAUGUAGACUUGGAAGGAUCGCAUCACUCUCCCCAGCCAUCCACUUCCAGCAAGAAUCGGAGCUCAGAAGCAAGUCGGGAAAGGAAGAGGACCAGAUCGGAGAGCGGUGGGAACCAGAGAACAGAAGAGGAAGACGCAGAUGGGGAAGAUGAAGAGGAUACUAUGAAGGACACAGAGAACGAGAGCUCAGAAGAAGAGGAUGAGGAUAUGGAGAGUGAAGAGGACAAACAAGAAAUGGAAUCGCUUGAGUAUGUACAGCAGUAUGUACGCUCCUUAGAACCGGACAGAACAGUGGAGCUAGAGGUGAGGCUUGCACACCACAAACACCUCCGCAACCUUAGAACAACAACCAAAGUGGAAGACAACAUAAGCAUGGAGAACAGAUUCGAGAUCCUCAAGAAGGAAAGAGAGCUUAAUGAGUUUUACGCAGCACAAUACAGCAUGAAAACAAAAAUAGAGAAGAACAGAAUCACGGUGGACACAAACAGCUAUGAGCAAAGGUUCACCUGGCCCAAAUCGUAUGCUGAACCCGAAACAGAAAGGAGAUCGAAGAAAAAUAAGAAAGAAAAUAAACAGGGAUCCACAGGAGAACAUCUCCAGAAUACCUCCUUUCCAACGGCAGAGGAUGAGUCCGUGGAGGACCUGAGAAGACAUGCUGCAAUCCUGGAGGCCCAUGUAAAUGUACUAAGGGAUCAGAACAGGGAGCUGGACGAUCAAUGCAUAACCCUCAAAGACGUAGCAGGGGGGGGUUACAAGGAAAUAGAAGCUGCGGCCAAACUCUACGCACGUACCAGUCCGAGGCGAAGGACGAUAAUCCCGUACCGCUGGAACGACAACUUUGGAACCUGGGAAGUGGCCUAUCACAAAUCCAAUGAACUGAUCUCAGUACCAGAUCAGGAUUGCACACAGUACAUCUUACGUGAACUCAUAUCAGACGGCAUACCAACAGAUAUGAAGAUCCUGGGGUCCAAAAAAGAGGGUAUGGAAGAAUGGAGGGACCAGGAGAAUGAAAUGCAAGUGGUGGAUCUGCGUCCUUUAUUGGUGGAGUUGGAAGAGUCGGAUACACUCAAGGGAGAUCUGUGUUGGGUCCCAUGGCUAGCGGUGGAAGCCAUGCCGUACGGCUUGUUAGGGGGAGAAGUAAUAGCAGAAAGUGCUGCCCUCAGCAGCGCAAUGAUUACAGCGAAUGGCCUGUUCACGCUGUCCCCCAAGCUCCUCAGGCCGAAACUGCAGGGAGCUACCUCAAUUAGGAAGGACAUAGCAAACACUGGCUCCUAGAUAUCAUCUUUUCACACGGCUCAGGGGGAUAGAACUAAGCUGCAACGAUGGCGGAUCAGGGAGAAGAGGGAUUAGGACCCCGGAUUCGCAGAAAAUUUGGCCUUCGUAAGCCUGAGCCGGACCUUGCAAUCAUGUCAUGGAACAUUAAUGGUUUGUCUUCCAUACUUACCAAUCAAAGUAAAUGGGAUUACCUGAU
This is a messenger RNA of Chara braunii, 1885 nucleotides long. Lineage: Eukaryota; Viridiplantae; Streptophyta; Charophyceae; Charales; Characeae. The record is from the annotation of a GenBank genome assembly.